GCACAAUUUCUUUACCCUCUUCAGAAUCGGCUAGGGUUACAGGUUUGAGUGUUUGACACCAUAUAAUUUGCCUUGGGCGAGAUAUCAACCAGAGAUACGAGAACUUGGGGAGACGAAAUAGAUCGGACUAUCUUCUCCAGUUCUCCUCCUGAAAUUGCGAAGUAGAAGCAGUAGAAACCAAACCUUAGAGGGAACAAGGCAGUGCAGCAGAUCCUUAGCUGAAACUAGGGUUUUUCAAGGGUAAACAGCGGCAGCGAAGGAAAGGCAUGAGUGCUGGGAGGUUGAAGAACUUGCUGGCAUCGGUAGCCAUUGAAGGGGUAGCGGAGGCAAGGGCGAGCAUAUUUGGCCAUGUGCUUAACCCCACUGGUGAGAGAUCCAGCCAUAAAAUUCUGCGCAAGAAACUGAUUGGAGACAAGGUUUCGCAGUGGUACCCACAUGACAUCAGAAAGGAUGAUCCUCUCAUCAUGGCUCGAGAAGAACAAGAGCGUUUAAGCAAGCUUGAAAUGUUGAAGCGCCGUGGGAAGGGACCACCUAAGAAGGGCCAGGGAAAACAGGCCAAGAAGCGGAACAAAUAGGCAAUGUCUCCCAAUGGAUUCUCACAGUUGCCUUCAGAGGUAGCCUCAAGCAUUAAUGGUUCUCUUUGUUAGCUAACUUUCCUUUUCUAUUAUCUGCUUCAUCUUUGUGAACUUUCAACAUGCAUCUUGAGUGGCCUUGAAAUGGAUUUUGUCAGUCCUAGUAAGUGUUUUUUGUUCUUAAAUUAUGUCCUUGUAAGAUUCUGUUGUUGAUACUUGAUAAAAUAUGCAUUUAGAAAGAACAUUUAUAGUCUCUUUUAAUUUCAAGGAGAAAACACUUUUAGAACUGAGGUAAGUGUGACUAAAAGUCUAUCUCCUACUUUUAAUUGUGUCAUUAGAAUAACUGCUUCAUUAGAUU
Messenger RNA from Cuscuta campestris, 930 nucleotides. The record is from the annotation of a GenBank genome assembly. NCBI's taxonomy places the organism in Eukaryota, Viridiplantae, Streptophyta, Magnoliopsida, Solanales, Convolvulaceae.